This is a messenger RNA of Oncorhynchus masou masou (cherry salmon), 6943 nucleotides long. RefSeq names its product immunoglobulin-like domain containing receptor 1b (gene ildr1b). Lineage: Eukaryota; Metazoa; Chordata; Actinopteri; Salmoniformes; Salmonidae. The coding region runs from base 230 to 1957 and encodes 575 amino acids. The record is from RefSeq and is a predicted model, not a curated record. Gene Ontology annotation, cellular component: plasma membrane. The transcript is spliced from 8 exons. Gene Ontology annotation, molecular function: high-density lipoprotein particle receptor activity.
GAUGGGAUUGGGAACGCGCCGAUGAUCUCCGCCUGGGAAAGUUGCCUCGACACCUGUAGGAGAAUAGUUUCACCACAAAAACGAGGAAAUUGAAGACUUCUAUUUACAUAAAAUGAAGAAAAUGCGCAGAUGAAGCGUUGCUUCGACAAAUGUUGCAUUGUUUUAUCAAAUUAAUUGUUUGUAUCGAUUGACUAAAGGUUGGUCGUCUUUUAGAAGCUUCCGCGUUGGAAUGGUGAAGAACAAAAUGGGAAAUAUUAUUUUGCUUGCGCUUCUGCUUGGUUUCCUGCCAACAGAGGUGUUUUCUAUCCAGGUGAUUGUUCCUCAGACAGAGAGGAGUACGGCUCUCUUUGCCUCGGUCAUCAUACGCUGUGACUACUCCACCUCUGCCAAUGCACAGGAGGUCCUGGUCACCUGGCGCUACAAGUCCUUCUGCAAGGACCCCGUGCUGGAAUUCUACUCCACAGCCUAUCAGGCUGCUCUGCAGCUGGGCCAGGACCCAGCCAAUGACUGUCCAGACCGCCAGCGCACCAUUCGCACAGUCAUCCAGAAGAAGGGAACCAAUGAGGCCACCCUGGGCUCUGAGUAUCGGGAGCGCAAGAUAUCCAUCCAAAACAAGGCCGACCUGGUUAUGAAUGAGGUGAUGUGGUGGGAUAACGGUGUGUACUUCUGCUCCAUCGACGCACCGGGAGACACUUCAGGAGACUCGGACCGCGAGGUCAAACUCAUUGUUUACCAUUGGCUGACGGUGCUGUUCAUCAUCAUCGGGGCUCUGCUGCUCAUCAUGCUGUUCUGUAUCUGCUGUUGUCAAUGCUGCCCCCAGAAGUGCUGCUGCUACAUCCGCUGUCCCUGCUGCCCACAGACCUGCUGCUGCCCUGAGAAAGUGGUGAUGCAGCACAGGAUGAUACGAGAGGCCCAGAAGGCCAUGGCCCCCUGGAUGCACGGCCAGCCUAUCUACGCCCCCAUCAGCAACCACUCCUCCCAGGGCAACCCAGUGAUGUACUCAGGCUCGUUCUCCGAUGGGUACCCUACCAAGCCCAACUUUGCCAUGGCCCCGAUGGGCCCCUCUCCCCUCCAGCUGCAGCCUCCCCCUAUCCCCCAACACCACAUGCCCCAACACCAAUACGGUAUCCACCACGGUAACGGCAGCAUGCAUGGCGGGAGCGCGCACGGCACCAACCAGAUGCUGGACUUCCUGGAAAGCCAGAUGAGGGGGGUUCACAGCCAGAUGCCCCCUCCGCCUCAUCAGCACUUGUCUCCCCACGCCCACCAGUACCAGCCCCAGGGAGGCCCCCAGGGGGUCCCCUUCACGGCCGGCCCCCCCAGCAUGCUGUCUGCCCUGGAUGAGAUGGGGAUGAGGGGGGUGGAGAGGAGAGUGAUCACCUUGCCCCCUAUCGUCCAGCGGGUACCCAGUUUCUCCUCUCGCAGGGGGACUGGAGGGGGAGGGGGGACCAGUGGCGCUCCAAGAAUAUCCAGCCAAUCCAGUGGCAGCACCAACCGCACUGGGGGUGGCGAGGGUGGGCGUUACAGUGACAACCGGCGUGACAAACACGACUCCACCCCUCCGCGGCAAGGCAUCCUGCGUAGCUACAGCGACGAGUCAGACUGGGACGACCGGAGGGGAGGGCCAAAGAGGGAGGGGCAAGGCUCGGCCGGGAGGAGGACGGGGGGGUCUGGGUCGGCGCCACGGUCCCGUAGUCGUGACGACAUGAUGGAGGAGCUGCGUCGGUCAGCCCUUGCCAGGCAAGAUAGGACCCACUCACCUCCUGCCCAUCGACAACGGUCCUGGAGCUCGGAUGAGGAAGACAGCAGGAGGGGAGGGAAAAGGGGAGGCAAGGGGAAGCUGUGGCCAGAGAAACCCCCCAGCUACUCCUCCAUCGAGAUCCAGCACGGCAACAGGAGGAACUACGACCGCUACUCAGAUAAGAGCUCUCGUAGUGGUACCAGUGUGGUGAUCUGAAACUUGUCUGUCUGUCUGCCUUUCUGUCUGUCUGUCUGCCUGAAACCUGCCUGCCUGUCUGUCUCUCCCUUUUCCUCAGUGUAAACUUAUGGUUUGUGUCUCGGUGUCCACUGUCUGUCUGUCUGUCUCCACUAACGGUCUCUGUCUGUCUGCCUUUGGACGAGAAGUGACACCAAAAGGAUUAUUAAGCGUAAUUGAGUCCAGAGACGCGAUAGUCCAGCAUCCCAUUGUGACAUAACUACGGGUCUCUGAGACCACUGCCCAAAUGAGCAUCUGCCCAAAAUUCCCAACCAACAUGCUUCUGUGUACGCAUCCUAUAUUAAUUUGAAUGUGUUGACAAUUGGAGAAAUUGCUUGAGCCACGCUGAGAAAAGUAUGAAAGCUAAUGUUCCAAUAUUCUAGAUCACGCAUACACAUUUUGGACUCUGAUAGACGCUAUAGAAUGUAUUGUAAUAUGGUGACUCAGGUGCCUUUAUACCUGUACAAGCGUAGAGGUUAAACAGUACUUAUGUAAUAUUGUGCUAUACUUUAUAUAGAAUGGGAUUGAAGGGCAAGGUGUAUAUGGAGGGAGGGCUUGAAUACCAGAAUCUUAAGGCACAUAUUUUACCUGUUGAAAUCCAUGUGAUUUUUGUAUUUUUAUUUUAGAAUACUUUUUUUUACACAUUUACCUAUGAGACAAUGUAAAACAUAGCACUAUCACAUCAAUUGUAAGAAAUAUAAUUAGUUUUUUUUUUUGUACAUUUCAUCAAGUGUGUAUCUGUUUUCUUAUUUUAAAUAGUUGUAUACAAUGUUUUGUUGUAGAUUCUGUAGUGUGUGACUGUUUCUUGUUCAGUUUUCCUCAAGUGCCUCUGUCUGUUUACAGUUGUAUGUUGUUUUUUUAGUCGGUGGUGGGAUAAAUUAUUCCAUUGGUCUUGUACUGGGGAUUUUGUACUUGGGAUUUAAAUGAAGUCAAGUGAAAUCAUCAUUCACCUUGCUUUGAGUGGCAUGUUCGAGAGUAUGGUGAGUCUUUGUUCUACAGUACCAGACAAAAGUUUGGACACACCUACUCAUUCCAGGGUUUUUCUUUAUUUUUACUAUUUUCUACAUCGUUGAAUAAUAGUGAAGACAUCCAAAACAAAUAUGGAAUCAUGUAGUAACCAAAAAAGUGUUAGAAGAAUCUCAAAUAUAUUUUGAUUUGUUUAAUUAAGUAGCCACCCUUUGCCUUGAUGACAGCUUUGCACACUGUGGCAUUCUCUCAACCAGCUUCACGAGGUAGUCACCUGGAAUGCAUUUCAAUUAACAGAUGUUCAUUUGUGGAAUUUCAUUCCUUAAUGUGUUUGAGCCAAUCAAUUUUGUUGUGACAAGGUAGGGUUGGUAUAUGACAGAUGGAGAUGCUUUAGUUAAACAAAGUGUCUGCAAAGUGUGUAGACAAUUGCGUUUAAAAAAAAGAACACUUUUAAAAAAUAAAAUAGUUUUAGAGAACUUUUAAAAUUAAAAAUAAAGUUAUCUUCACUGGUUCCUCAGAUGAUAUUAUAAACUAAUAAUACACUCAACAAAAAUAUAAACGCAAAAUGUAAAGUGUUGGUCCCAUGUUUCAUGAGCUGAAAUAAGAUCCCAGAAAUUUUCCAGACACACACAAAAUAUUCUUCUCAAAUUUUGGAGUGGUGGAAAAAGUACCCAAUUGUCAUACUUGAGUAAAAGUAAAGAUACCGUCAUAGAAAAUGACUCGAGUCACCAAGAAAAAUACUACUUGGCUAAAAGUCUAAACGUAUUUGUUUAUAAAUAUACGUUAGUAUCAAAAGUAAAAAUAUAAAUAAAUUCAAAUUGCUUAUAAUAAGAUCAGACGGCACGGUGUUCUUUUUUUAUGGAGAACCAGGGGCACACAACAACACGCAGACAUUUUCAAACAAAGUGUUUCGUGAGUCCUCCAGAUCAGAGGCCGUAGGGGUGACCAGGGAUGUUCUCUUUCCUGUCCUGCUAAGUAUUGAACAUGUAACAAGGACUUUUGGGUGUCAGGGAAAAUGUAUGGAGUAAAAGUAACAUUUUCUUUAGGAAUGUAGUAAAGUAAAACAUAAAAAGUCAAGUUCUGAUUGGCUAAUUGACAUCAUUUGAGUCAAUUGGAGGUGUACCUGUGGAUGUAUUUCGAGGUCUACCUUCAAACUCAGUGCCUCUUUUCUUGACAUCAUGGGAAAAUCAAAAGAAAUCAGCCAAAUUGUAGACCUCCACAAGUCUGGUUCAUCCUUGCAAGCUAUUUCCAAAUGCCUGAAGGUACCAUGUCCAUCUUUACAAACAAUAGUACACAAGUAUAAACACCAUGGGACCACACAGCAGUCAUACCGCUCAGGAAGGAGAUGUGUUCUGUCUCCUAGAGAUGAACAUACUUUGGUGCAUAAAUGCAAAUCAAUCCCAGAACAACAGCAAAGGACCUUGUGAAGAUGCUGGAGGAAACGGGUACAAAAGUAUCUAUUCACAGUUAAACGAGUCCGAUAUCGAGUCCUAUAUCGACAUAAACUGAAAGGCUGCUCAGCAAGGAAGAAGCCACUGUUCCAAAACUGCCAUAUGGAUUGUAACUGCACAUGGGGACAAAGAUCAUACUUUUUGGAGUUAUGUCCUCUGGUCUGAUGAAACAAAAACAUAACUCUUUGGCCAUAAUGACCAUCGUUAUGUUUGGAGGAAAAAGGAGGAGGCUUGCAAGAUGAUGAACACCAUCCCAACCAUGAAGCACAGGUGUGGCAGCAUCAUGUUGUGGGGGUGCUUUACUGCAGGAGGGACUGGUGCUCUUCACGAAAUAGAUGGCAUCAUGAAGGCAGGAAGAUUAUGGGGCUAUAAUGAAGCAAUAUCUCAAGACAUCAGUCAGGAAGUUCAAGCUUGGUCGCAAAUGGGUCUUCCAAAUGGACAAUGUCCCCAAGCAUACUUCCAAAGUUGUGGCAAAAUGGCUUAAAGACAACAAAGUCAAGGUAUUGGAGUGGCCGUCACAAAGCCCUAACCUCAAUCCUAUAGAAACUUUGUGGGCAGAACUGAAAAGAUGUGUGCGUGCAAGGAGGCCUACAAACCUGACUCAGUUACACCAGCUCUGUCAGGAGGAAUGGGCCAAAAUUCACCCAACUUAUUGUGGGAAGCUUGUGGAAGGCUACCUGAAACAUUUGACCCAAGUUAAACAAUUCAAAGGCAAUGCUACCAAAUACUAAUUGAGUGUAUGUAAACUUCUGACCCACUGGGAAUGUGAUGAAAGAAAUAAAAGCUUAAAUAAAUAAAUCUCUACUAUUAUUCUGAAAUUUCACAUUAUUAAAAUAAAGUGGUGAUCCUAACUGACCUAUAACAGAGAAUUUUGACUUGGAUUAAAUGUCAGGAAUUGUGAAAAUCUGAGUUUAAAUGUAUUUGGCUGAUGUGUAUGUAAAACUUCCGACUUCCAACUGUAAGUCUAAAAUAUAUUGAUGAGCUGUGACAGGACGGCUAAAUUGUAAUAGAUUUUUUAUUUGAACCUUUAUUUAACUAGGCAAGUUAUUUAAGAACAUAUUUUUUUUUACAAUGACAGCCUAGGAACAGUGGGUUAAGUGUCUUGUUCAGGGGCAGAACAACAGAUUUUUACCUUUGUCAGCUCGGGAUUAAGGUCUAUCAACCUUUCGGUUACUGGCCCAAUACUAACCGCAAGGCCACCUGCCACCCCUAGUAAAGAGUAGAUAGUAAAGGAUACAGUAUAUACAUAUGAGAUGAGCAAUGUGAUAUAUGUAAACAUUCUUAGUGGCGUUAUUAAAAUGACUUGUGUUCCAUUUUAUUAACGUGGCCAAUGAUAUCAAGUCUGUUGGGAGGCAGCUGCCUCACUGCUAGUGGUGGCUGUUUGAAAAACAGCUUUCUCAAGGCCAUCAGAUUGUUAAUCUCUGUCCCAGCUUUGAUGCAUCUGUACUGAACUCGCCUUCUGGAUGGAAGCAGGGUGAACAUGUAGCGGCUCGGGUGGUUAUUGACCGUGAUGAUCUUUUUGCCUUCCUGUGACAUCGGGUGUUGUAGGUGUCCUGGAGGGCAGAUAGUUUGCCCCUGGUGAUGUGUUGUGUAGACCGACCGUACCACCCUCUGGAGAGCCCUGAGGAUGUGGGCGGUGCAGUUGCCGUACCAGGCGGUGAUGCAGCCCGAAAGGAUGCUCUCGAUUGUGCAUCUAAAAGUUAGUGAGGGUUUUCGAGGACAAGCCACAUUUAUUUCAUCCUCCUGAGUUUGAAGAGGCGCUGUUGCGUCUUCUUCACCACACUGUCUGUGUGCGUGGACCGUUUCAGUUUCAGUUUGUCGGUGAUAUGUUCACUGAAAAAAAACAUAACUUUCCACCUUCUCAACUGCUGUUGUAUGUCCCCUCUGAGGUUGCCCUUAUCUUGAUCUAGUUUCUGACCUAAGAGGCUCACUGUCUUUUCUGAUCUUGUCCAGGAGGGGGUGUAUUUGAGAUGGGAGUAUCUAUAAUUGACAAUUGAUAUUGCCAUUGGAUGAGGUAUUGUUUUGGUCCUAAGUGGUACCAAGAACGAGAUAAGAACUUUGUUUAGGAGAACAAACUGAAUGAUAGUUUAUAGCUAAUGCUAUCUAGCUAUGGGAUACUCCUCUUUCAAGUAAAAGGUUCUUUGUGAACUGUUUCUAAGAUCUGUGUUUCGUCAUGUGAGUUGAGAUGGGUGUGUCUUGGCUAUAAAUUACACUAAGAACUGUUUUGUAAGCACUCUCAGAGAAUUCAUUUAUAGACACUGAAUUGAUCUGAGAGUCACAGGGCUAUGGUGAAGCUCAUAUGUAAUUAAAGAUGGACUUUAUAAUAUACUCUGACUUGUGUGUGUGUGUGGUUUGCUCUCUCAAUGUUUAAUAAUACAGGAAAUUACCACGACAAUGUAUGAAUAAAAUAUCACCAUUUAAUUCUUGAAAUAUAUAAUUUAUAAAUGCCUCAUGAGCUUAGUUCAACCUUCAUACUCUAUGAGAACCCAGAAUAUGCUCUUGUUUUUCUCCUAUGUUUGUAAACAUUGUAUACCCUCAUAAAAUGGUGAAA